This is a messenger RNA of Linnemannia hyalina, 1104 nucleotides long. Lineage: Eukaryota; Fungi; Mortierellomycota; Mortierellomycetes; Mortierellales; Mortierellaceae. The record is from the annotation of a GenBank genome assembly.
AUGUUCCUCGCGACAAGAAUACGGCCACUGGCGAGAACGAUACCCAGGACGGUACUAGGAGUACAGAGGCCAGUAUGGGCAACAGCAGCAGCACGCGGUUUCCAGGCGUCUGCGCAUCGUUUCAACACGACUGGUCAAGACACCAACUCAACUGCCACAACCGCCGCGUCGUCGUCGUCGGAGGCGGAGAAGGAGACAACUACAGAAAAGACUGAAGAGAUACCAGAAGAACCAGCAAGCGAGGGAGAGAUCACAGCCAGAGCCUAUGAUUUCCCAUGGCUUUAUAACGGAUCGAGUCAUUUGACAAGGAUCUCACACUACCCUUACGCAAAGGCGCCCAAGGUGUGGGCACUUCUCGGAUGGGUUCCUCAGUCGAUCCAGUACGCGAUCUGUAAAUCUGCAUGCGAACGCAUGCUCCGCAACAACACCUCGCCCGAGUACUUUCCCGAUCAGUUCCUCCAAGGAGCUGGAUUGGCGAUCCACAAGUUGUUACCCCUCCUCUCGACAAACGUAAACAGGGGCGCCCUUGCCGACAUGAUGACACAGGAACUCUACGAUCGCUACGAAUCAGAACUUCGGCGUCAGGAGGAACUUAAAUCGGAUGUGUCAAUUAAACUGGCGUCGGUCCAUGAUGGCAUGAUCAAGGAUGUCUGGGUCCUGCUGGGACCCAAGUUGAAGAGUGGGACGUCAAGGGGGUUCAUCCGGUGGAGGUGGCAGUCUCUCACGGUUGCCCUCCGUGCUGCGACUGAUCAGAUGUCGUCCCGGGAUCAGGUUGCGCAUAUGAUGAUGGAAGGCGUUCAAUUCAAAGUCGACGUUGAGUUUGAUGCGACGAUCGAUUACACGAUCCACUCAAACAUCCUAAACAACGACGUCGUCUCAGACUUUACACGUCGCCCGCUCCUAGUCCGGUUCGAAACACCCUUCUUUGAACCCGCAGAACAGAUGGUAGCCUCUCGAAGCAUGUCACGGCCCCACGAGGCACCUAUUGAUUGGAACUGGCGCGUCUCGGAUAUCGACUACCUGCUGGAACAGGAUUUCAUCGAGAAAAGGAUUAAAGAGGAUAUCCAGGAUGAGGAGCAUGCCCAGCGCGAAAUGGAGACGUAG